CUGCAGGUGUUGUUGAUUGGGCUCCCUAACCAGAAUCUUAGCAGUGAUAAUAUUUCGAAUGAGAGUUUAAGUUUCUAUGCCUAAAAUAAACCCAAAAACCUGUUGAUUUUGACUAAAUUUUCGGGUAUGGUUUACCUUUCUCUAUUUUUCACAUUGCCGCUGUUGUUCUGCACUGAUGGGGGAGCACUACCAACGUUUGGCGCUUCAAAUCAAACAAAGCAGUUGAUGAGAAAAGCCUCCCGCAGAGAAACACCUAUCCUGCCUCCACCAUACCUGCAACUCCCCGUGUUUGUAGACUCCAGGCUGCCACUUGUGGAGAAAGAGCAUUUCUCUCCAUCAAAGGGUACCGGACAGGAACCUCUACCUGAGCCCGUUCGGGAAGUCCUUCUCCCGGUUCGGCCACAGACCAGCCAGCCAAGCGUUUCGGGUGAUUCCGUGAGAACUUCGUGCAAGCGGACAAAGAUGCUCGUGCAGGUGGAUAAGAACGUUUUGGGGACCGUUGAACCACAGUCUCGUGUCAAACUGGGAACCUGUCCGCCCAGUAAAGCAACAAGGGAUUACCUUUACUUUGAGUAUGGCUUUGACAUGUGCGGAACCAAACAAACGAUCUUUAACAACCAGAUGACCUAUUUAAACACGCUACAAUAUGACCCACCAACACUCCAAGGACCAAUCAGGCGAUCUGCACCUUUCAGCCUGCCUGUUUCAUGUAAUUAUAACAGAUACCAAUACUCCUACAAAAUUGCCUACAAACCAAAACUGCGGAUGCGAAAGAUCUUCAAACCAAUGAGGCAACAAAUUGAAUUCGUUCUGACUCCCCGUAACGCUCAGUGGGAGAGGCUUUUCCCGUCAGAUCACUAUGUGCUUGGGAAGCCCAUGUACUUUGAAGCUGAGGGUCCAUCCAUGUCUCAAGAUGAAAGACUGUAUGUCCACCUGUGUUACGCCACUCCUGAGAAGUCUCACACCUCCAUGCCACAAUUUGAAGUGGUGAAAAACUUUGGGUGUAUGUCUGAGAGCAAAGAAGGACGCUCCAGAUUCAUCCCCUACAAAAACAAUGUUGUGAGAUUUUCUGUGGAUGCCUUCUUAUUCAAGGGAAUGAAAGGCCAGCAGCUCUACAUGCACUGCAGCAUGUCAGUAGGCAGCUCCAUCCCCACACCAACUGCCAAAUCUUGCAACUAUGAUACAAAGGCAAAAAGAUGGGUUGAGUUGUAUGGAAAAGACUCAGUAUGUGCCUGCUGUGACUCCAGUUGUAACUCUGCAGCAUCUACAGUGACCAAGAUGGUCAGCAGCAGACCAUGGACAAUUGAAACAAAAGUGAAACCCACCAAAGUCCCAAAGAGGAAGACUGUUUUCACCACCACAUCGACAACAACAGAAGCAGGAGCAACACCACAGCCUUACACGACCGCAGAGGUGACCCACUGGAAGACGACUGAAAUGAUAGAAGACAUCACAAUGGGUAAGGUGGAGAGCGCAGCAGAGGAGCUGGAGUGGCCUUUUGGAGGUGAAGGAGUGAAGUGGGUUGAGUUUGAGGAGGAGGAGCAAGUGAAGGGCUCUGCUGUGGUUGUGGAGGAGGAAGAGGAGGAGGAGGUAGUCACACAACCUCGUUUGAUAUUUGAAGAAAUCUUUGAUUUUGGUGAAUAAAACUGUAAUUUGUACAGAGAA
This is a messenger RNA of Cheilinus undulatus (humphead wrasse), 1665 nucleotides long. It is a transcript of the gene zp3d.2, whose product is annotated as zona pellucida glycoprotein 3d tandem duplicate 2. Gene Ontology annotation, biological process: binding of sperm to zona pellucida; egg coat formation; positive regulation of acrosome reaction. Gene Ontology annotation, molecular function: acrosin binding. Gene Ontology annotation, cellular component: extracellular matrix. Lineage: Eukaryota; Metazoa; Chordata; Actinopteri; Labriformes; Labridae. Bases 127 to 1644 code for a protein of 505 amino acids. The transcript has 8 exons. The record is from RefSeq and is a predicted model, not a curated record.